Pungitius pungitius (ninespine stickleback) is the source of this 2606-nucleotide messenger RNA. RefSeq names its product F-box and WD repeat domain containing 5 (gene fbxw5). The record is from RefSeq and is a predicted model, not a curated record. Gene Ontology annotation, molecular function: protein binding. Lineage: Eukaryota; Metazoa; Chordata; Actinopteri; Perciformes; Gasterosteidae. Gene Ontology annotation, cellular component: Cul4-RING E3 ubiquitin ligase complex; SCF ubiquitin ligase complex. The transcript is spliced from 10 exons. Bases 188 to 2059 code for a protein of 623 amino acids. Gene Ontology annotation, biological process: protein ubiquitination.
GGAGGAUGUGUCUUAAACUCGGGAUCGAUUGAGUUGGUCUCGUUUCGGGCGAUGAUGCUGUGAUCGUCGAGUACAGUCUCCGUUGCUGCAGGACUGUUGUCAUUUUUUCUGUGGCUAGCCUUCAGCGCUAGCUAGCUAGCCGCUCGAUUUUUUUCAGGAACAUACUUGGUUUCAGCAGGAUGUUAGGAUGGAGGGUGGCCCAGUUCUGCCGGACAGCCUGGUGUUGGAGAUCUUCCUGCGUCUGCCCCAUGAUGCCGUGCUUCAAGCAGGUCUGACCUGCAGACAGUGGCUGGCUGUUUCCAGAGAUGAGUUCCUCUGGAGGGAGCUGUUCUACAGCUACUACCGCAUCCCUCGUUCUGUACCCCGACACCCAGCGGCGGUGUCAUGGUACAGGGAGUUCAGGCGCCUGUUCGACUGUAUCCCCUGUGUGGAGGUCCAGACGCUGAGGGAGCACACUGACCAAGUGCUCCACCUGGCUUUUUCUCACAAGGGUCACCGCUUCUCCUCGUGCUCCAAAGACUGCACUGUUAAGCUGUGGGACACGGAGCGACUGGACGGUAAUAUCGCGAUGGUGCACAGCUCCAGCAUGCGCCAGUUUAACUGGGGCUACACCCAGUUCUCCCAGUUCAACGCUGACGACACCCUGCUGCUCGUGUCCGGCGUGUACAUGGGCCCGCACCACUCCUCGUCUGGGGAAAUCGCUGUCAUCAGUUUGGACAACUACACACUGUUGUCGCGCGUGAGGAACAAGCCGUACGACGUGUUCGGCUGCUGGCUGAACGAGACCCACCUGAUCUCUGGGAACCUGCACUGGAUAGGCAACAUGACGUCCUGCUCUGUGCUCUGGCUCAACAAAGCCUUCCAGGAUGUUGAAUCGGAGAACGUCAACGUGGUUAAGCGCCUUUUCAAGAUCCAGAAUGUCAACGCCAGCACCAUACGCACGGUGAUGGUGGCCCACUGCCGUCGUCAUGACAACCCAGACUUGCUGCUGGACUACGAGGCCCAGUCGCAGGCUCGGAGGCAGAAAGGGCAACAGCAGCAGCAGCACCGGCCCCUCCUCUUUGAUCUGGGAACUUCCGGCAGUGAGGAAGAUGACGAUGAAGCGGCGGGUGGCGAGGAAGCGAGGCUUCCCGCCCAUCGCUUCCCUCAGCCCUCCAUUUCCGGCCUGGGGCACGUUAUGCAGAGUUGUAAGAAUGUCGGGCACACGGAGAUGGCGAUUGAGACCCAUGUGGCGAAAGUGAUGGGCAGAGCCCACACCAAGGCCCCCGACUGCAGCCUAACGGAGCCCUCUGACCCUGGAGAGGGAGAGGACAAAACAUACCUACUCUUCACCACCGGCAGCCUUACUUACUCCCCUCACCAGAUAGGUAUUAAGCGGAUCAAGCCCGACCAGAUGACCACUUGUGGUCCUGUACUUGGGGAAGAGCGUAGUUCAGAUGAGUUCUUUGAUUCCCUGGACCAUGUGAUUGAUAUCCAUGGACACAUCAUUGGGAUGGGCCUUUCUCCCGACCACAGGUACCUUUACGUCAAUAGUCGUGCCUGGCCAGCCGGGUGUGUGAUCUCUGACCCCAUGUCACCUCCCCCCAUCGCCGAGGAGAUCGACCUGCAUGUCAUCGACCUGAAGAGUUUGAGGGAGGAGAGGAGGAGCCUGCGCGCUCACCGAGCCUUCACGCCUAACGAUGAGUGCUUCUUCAUCUUCCUCGACGUCAGCAGAGACUUCGUCGCCAGCGGAGCAGAGGACAAGCACGGCUACAUCUGGGACCGCCAUUACAACAUCUGUCUGGCGCGCCUGGCCCACGACGACGUGGUGAACUCUGUUGCGUUCAGCCCCGCCGACCAGGAGCUGCUGCUGUCCGCCAGCGACGACUCCACCAUCAAGGUAUGGCGCUCGCCGCGCAUGGUCCGCCUGACGCAGGCCCCCGGGCGCCCGCCGAGGCCCCGCAGCUUUCUGUCGUCCUGGCUGAACCGCGGCAAGAACUCGGCGUCGCUGAGCGGCGUCAACGGGAAACCACGAGUCGGGUCGGGAAACACUGGGACGGAGCAGGGGGGGGAAGUUUGACCUUCUUCCAAUGUGGUGUGAAUAUAUAUAUAUAAAUAUAUAUAUAUAUAUAUAUGUGUGUGUACAGUGUGGUUAAAGUCAGUGAUUGUUUUCGCUUGAGCUCACGGCGUUGUGACGCCCAGCAGCGCUAAGUGUCUUUGGCCAACGAGGAGACGGGGACUCGGCACAGGAGAGCGCGGUCGCACCAGCAAAGGAGAGAACACCCCCCCCCCCCCUUCUUCCCACCCCCCACAAUGCCCUCCCCAGUCUGUGUUGUUCUGUUGAGGGGAGUGAGGUGAAAUGUUCUCACACAGAGAGAUGGUGUUGAGCAGACACCUCAAUGCACAAGACAGAGGGCCAGAUGUGUUACAACGGUGUUUGUAAUUUUUUUUUUAUCUGUAACCGUGGCAACGAACAGGUCAAGACUCCUGAGGCAUAGAUGUACGUAGCGGGUGUCAUGUGCUGUACCUCAGAAUGACUUUCUCUUAUUAAUAGAUUUGUCCAAUGGAUGUAUUGAGUAUAAAUACCCUAGAACAUUUUUUCUUCUUCUUUUUUUUUUUUUUUUUUU